UCUGACCUCAUCGUUCUCGACGACGAGCUCGUCACAAAUGGCGACAGACUUUUGGGCUAGCUCCCACUAGUAAGCACGCGAUGGAUUGUAAACCGGGCGGUACUCAAGCAGGCACGCGCAGACGACCUCGUCUACGUGUCCGACCCUGAACAUCUAGACUUUUUGGCCAUCUAUUUCGCCAACAUUAUCACCAGGUUGGGGAAGAAAUUACAACUAAGGCAGCGAGUGAUUGCGACCGCUACCGUCUUCUUCAGGCGAUUCUACCUCAAGAACGCUUAUUGUGAGACUGAACCGUUCUUGGUCAUCUCAGCCUGCAUCUAUGUCGCUGCUAAGGCUGAGGAAUCACCCGUGCACAUCAAGAACGUGAUCGCAGAGUCGAGGAGUCUUUUCAGCCACCACUAUGGCGUCAAGAACUUUCCCUCUGACAACUCCAAGCUAGCAGAGAUGGAAUUCUAUCUCGUCGACGAUCUCGAAAGCGACCUCGUGGUGUACCAUCCAUAUCGCACACUGCUCGCCCUAUGCAGAACGUCUUCUGGCGAGGACUCUGAUGGUGAGGAGGGCGAAGAAGGAGAAGAGGAAGAAGCUGGCGAGUUGGGUGGCAACCACGGUGCUGGUGUGGGUAUAGACAAAGGAUCGCGGUACUGGGGAACAGGCGAAGGAAAACUCGUCCUGUCCAAAGAAGCCCUUCAAAUAGCCUGGUCUAUCAUUAACGAUACCUACCGUUCUGAACUUUGCCUUCUCUACCCCCCGCACCUUAUCGCCAUCGCCGCACUCUACCUUACGUUCAUCCUCCACCCGCCAGAUCGCACAUCUAGCACCGACACCGCUGAUAGCCACGAGGACGAGAAACGCCAGCCCCGCCGGUCUUCCCGACAAGCCCACCACCACCACGCACCCAAACCACCCGCCAAAAAUCCCGACCCCAUCACCUUCCUCGCCCAACUCAACGUCUCCCUGCCUCUAGUCGCCACCAUCGCCCAAGAAAUCAUCUCGCUCUACACGCUAUGGGAACGAUACAAGGAGGACGGUGCCGCUGAUGCACCCGUCGCCGGUCUAGCGAGCAGCUCGAGCAAGAAGAGUAUAGCUUCCCGCUCGAGCAGCCAUACCGAUCUCAAAGCUGGUCUCUUAUCAUCGAAAGGCAAACCCCGGAGCGGGGUACACGUCACCUCCGUCUCCAGCGAAACAACCAUCCCCGUCAGGAGCUCCCUGGAACGCGAGUCCCAGUCUGCACUCGCGCUCCCCUCCGCACCAGCGCCAGCGCCGAUAACCACCGCCUUCCUCUCCCAGAUCCUCCUGGACAUGCGGGAGUCGCGGCUACUCGAUCUGGCGUAUGGAGGUGAAGGCGAGUUGUUGGGUUUGCCCCCCAGUAUGGCGAGUUCGGUGGCGCUGCCGGGGCCGGGUGGUGUACCACUUGGUGGGCUGCAUGCGCAUGAUCAGGGUUCGGGGACGUCGUCUGCUGCUUCGUCGGUUAUGACUGGGGUGUCGAUGAAUCAGCAGUAUCACCUUAAUAGGGUGUUGGGGAUGAAUGCUUAUGGGUGAAAAAUCGUAGUUUUGCGUAUGGAUGUAUUAUUAGCUCUACAAUUCAAGCCAAUCAAUGUACCUUUAGCGCCCAUUCA
This is a messenger RNA of Coprinopsis cinerea okayama7#130, 1616 nucleotides long. Its product is annotated as G1/S-specific cyclin-C. The transcript has 7 exons. Gene Ontology annotation, cellular component: nucleus; mediator complex. Gene Ontology annotation, biological process: positive regulation of transcription by RNA polymerase II. NCBI's taxonomy places the organism in Eukaryota, Fungi, Basidiomycota, Agaricomycetes, Agaricales, Psathyrellaceae. Gene Ontology annotation, molecular function: cyclin-dependent protein serine/threonine kinase regulator activity. Bases 445 to 1539 code for a protein of 364 amino acids. The record is from RefSeq and is a predicted model, not a curated record.